This is a messenger RNA of Amblyraja radiata (thorny skate), 1999 nucleotides long. Its product is annotated as cyclin-dependent kinase-like 2. Gene Ontology annotation, cellular component: nucleus. The transcript is spliced from 12 exons. Gene Ontology annotation, molecular function: protein serine/threonine kinase activity; ATP binding. Bases 97 to 1914 code for a protein of 605 amino acids. Gene Ontology annotation, biological process: protein phosphorylation. The record is from RefSeq and is a predicted model, not a curated record. Lineage: Eukaryota; Metazoa; Chordata; Chondrichthyes; Rajiformes; Rajidae.
UAACGAUAUUAGAAUAAUAUUUGCAGAUCUGGUCUGACACUCAUAACAGCAGCAUGUCAUGCAUUCUGAUCCAGGCUAAAGACAUCCGGUCUAUAGAUGGAGUUGUAUGAAAAUCUAGGACUAGUGGGAGAGGGCACUUAUGGCUCAGUAAUGAAAUGCAGGCACAAAGAGACGGGACAAAUCGUUGCCAUCAAAAGGUUUCAAGAUCGAGAAGACGACAGAUUGGUAAAGAAAAUUGCUGUGCGGGAAAUACGAUUUCUGAAGCAAUUUAGACACGAGAAUCUUGUGAACCUUAUUGAGGUGUUCAAGCAGAAGAAACGUUUAUUCUUGGUGUUUGAAUUUGUCGAUCACACUGUUUUGGAUGACUUGGAAAGAUUUCCAAAUGGGUUGGAGAGUAAGAGACUUCGAAAGUGCCUCAUCCAGGUGUUACGGGCCACAGAGUAUCUUCACAAGAACAAUAUAAUUCACCGCGAUAUCAAGCCUGAGAAUGUCCUGGUCUCCGGGUCUGGUGUUGUUAAACUGUGUGACUUUGGCUUUGCCCGUACAUUGGCUGCACCCGGAGAAACGUACACUGAAUACGUGGCCACGCGUUGGUAUAGAGCACCAGAGCUGGUGGUUGGUGACAACAAAUAUGGAAAGCCAGUGGACAUUUGGGCAUUUGGCUGCAUGAGCAUUGAAAUGGCGACGGGCAGUCCUUACCUGCCAGGAAAUUCUGACUUAGACCAGAUCCAUAAGAUAGUGACACAAGUGGGAAAUCUAACGCCCCGCCUCAAGAGUCUGUUUAGCAAAAACCCGACGUUUGCCGGUGCAUGUCUCCCCGAUGUCCAGAGACCAGAAUCACCAGAGAAGAAGCUGUCAAAAUGUAAUCCUUUGUUGACUCAGCUGGUGAAGAAAUGCUUACAGAUGGACGCAGACAAGAGAGCCUCUUCCAUAGAGCUCCUGAAGCACGAAUAUUUCACAGCCGAUGGAUUCUCAGAGAAAUUUAUCCCAGAAAUCCAAGCGCAAGUUCUCAAGGAUAUGAAAGAUAAUCCACUGUUGAUUAGAAAACGUAAAAACAUCAGCAAGGAGAUCACAGAACAUGAAAAGAUGCUGUUAGCUGUAAAGCAAAGUGCCAAGAAGCACGGAAAGGACACCAUAAAGGACAAAGAACCUAAAAGCAGGAAGUACAAGCGUAUUGGGUCAAAGGGGGAAAGAAUCAAAGGAGAGCAGGUGGACCAUCCGACCGUUUGUAAGUCUUCCCCAAUGCUUCAGGAAGCCUCUCUGGGAAGCCCGUCCGUAGGAACGGAAAGGAUUGAUGGAAGUCCGCAGGGAAUGGAAGGGAAGCCGGCAGCAACAGAAGCAAAGUAUCUGAAUUGCAACAAAGCAAAUCCAGCAGCGACUUCCCUGAAGGAUUUGAGCAGCGGUGAGGAAGCUUUAAGCAACACGCCAGCUGCCAGCAUCCCUCCCAUCGGCACGCACGCCGGAAUGACCACGUGUCUGUCUCCGAACAAAAAUCCCAAUGUUGACACCAACGAGACAUCAAUAUCAAACUCAAGGACACAAGAGAAGGUGAAGAAAAAAACGAGCCCGUGCGGCAACCAGAUGGGUGAAAUACAUCCAGCAUCAACUCAGGAUGAAGAGGCUGGUCUUGGUGAACAACCUACACAAACAGAUCAAGAACUUACCGGAAGCAAAAAAAAGCCCAAAACCUCGAAGACAGGAAAGGGAGAUCUCCAUUUCCCUGAGCUCCCAUCUACAGGCCAUCCACUGGAAGUGAAGGGUUUGGAAGGAAAAUGCAAGAUGCUGAAAAAGGAGUUGAGAAUUCCUUCGUUGGUGACGUCUGACCAGGAGCAAACUAGGAACACACUCCACCAGGCCCCGGGAGAGUCGCAGAAAGCCAGGAAUUCUGCGUGUAGAAUGCAUUGCCCAGGAUGAAAAAUUCCCAUAUAAUAAAGUCUGUCACUACUGAUUGAAAUGAGUGCCACCUUUAUUUUAGCUGAAUUAAAACAAAAACGUUUAU